This is a messenger RNA of Maniola jurtina (meadow brown), 2176 nucleotides long. RefSeq names its product transmembrane protein 170A. Bases 274 to 672 code for a protein of 132 amino acids. NCBI's taxonomy places the organism in Eukaryota, Metazoa, Arthropoda, Insecta, Lepidoptera, Nymphalidae. The transcript has a single exon. The record is from RefSeq and is a predicted model, not a curated record.
UCAAUUGUCAAAACAAAAUGUCAGAACAAAAAUUCAGUGAAAAUCGUAUUUACUAUUUUUCAAAUUUCAGAAAGGCUUUGAUCAAACAAUAGUUUUUCAUGGAUGAUGGUGUAUUAUAAUUUGUAGUCUGAUACAAAAGCACUAUGUUUUAGCUAAACUAAUUAAACCGUUAUCCGUAAUAAAGCAGUUCCAGUUUUGCUUUUUUUGUGUCGUUCUUGAAUUCACGAUCACAAUUGCCCCGAUGCCUGUAAGCAUCCAGACUCUCAAGACAACAUGUAUGACAUGUUGUCGGAAUUUCGAGUAUCAGAGUUUGAUUCGUUUGUGGAUAUAUUGAGACUGUCUCCUCGUGACGCUUUAGACACAUUCGGCGAGAUGUGGUACCCAGUAUUUUUGUGGUCUCUGUGCUCGUCCGUAUUCGUUCACACUUGUGCAGCGCUCGUUGCUUUUGGUACCCUCCGGAAGCACAAAUACGGAAAGUUUUUCCCUGUGUUACUUAUAGUGAUGGGUGUGGUGAGCCCUGUGACCUCAGGUGUAGCCAGUAGUGCCGCUGUAGCUUUCAUUUACCGUGCCGCAAACUUAGCCAUGCCUCCCAUACACGCCAUGAUAUGGGGCAUUGGACAGACUUUACUCGGAGCUGGUAUUGGCUUCACAAGGAUUUUAGCUACACUGUAGUAAAAGUGUGAGAGUAACAAUGGUAAUGGUUUGAACAAUAUAGAGAAGUUUAGGAUUACAGUAAUGUCAAUUAUCAUAGUAUAAUAGUAUGAUAAAACAAUCUUCAGUCAUGGUGCUGAAUUUUGCAUGAUUUCCUAAUGUGUUAGCAUCAAUAAUUUUAAUUAUAAACUGUAUAAUUAUAUGAAAAUACUCAUUAGUGUAUCAAAUUAUGCUCGCUGUUAAGUGACACCUUUCACUCUUCAUAAAUAGUAAGUAAGCCUUCUGAGUAGUAAAAAUGUAAAGGAACUUUUGAUAUACAAUUGCAUAUAACUGUAGUAUAGAAGUAAACUAUUGUAGUAGUGAUAGCACAGUGGCCAGCAAAUAUUUGUGUCGUAAGAGAUCCUUGAUUAGGUUAUUUGAAUUGAUUUUAUUGUAAAAAUUUAGGAUUAUUACAAUUAUCUUACAAAUAUGACUGAGUUUGAACAUUGUUACUAACUUUAAAGUAGUUUAAAGUAAAUACUUUGAAGUCAGUGGCAUGCAGGUAGUAUGAAAGGCACUUAACUCAAGAAUUUCAAUACAUAAUUUAAAAAAAAAAAUGGUAAUUUUUAGCCUGCCUCGACUAGAUGUAAUGCACACUUCAAGCACAAUAUGCAUUCCCUGAGAACUUAAUUGAUUACUAAUUACAUAUACUUAACAAAAAAUCUAUUAUGUUUUACAAUUAGAAUGUGAAAGCAAUUGGUUUGAUUCAGCUGCAUUACUUUAUUAUUGAUCUUUAAUUAGACCCACCGAAAUAUAAAAAUUAACAUUUUACAUGGACUGUAUAUUAUUAUAGCUUUAAAAGAAUUACAUAAGUGCAAUGGUUUUAUUUUGAGUAUUGUAAAUAUUAGCCAAAAUUUAUAAAUAUAGGGAAUUAAUUGGCAAAGACAUUUUUUGUGUAUAUAAUCUGGAGAAUUAUUUAUUUUUUAAUAUAGAAUACUGUUAUUGCUUUAUUUCAUUUCCUAGUGUACUUAUCAAUGAAUACUUCACCUACCUCUGUUUAGAAUGAAUAUCUUAUUGGAAUUUCCAAAUGGAGUUAAUGACGAAACAAAAUUGUUGAUAAAUAAUUGUUGAAUUUUGUUCUUUGUGGUGGUACUAAAUUCACUCAAAUAACACUGAAGUAUGUAGUAAGUGCCUAUACAUUUUGAAUUAAAAAAAAAUAACGAACUAUAGCUUAAAUAAUAUUUUUAUUUUAUAUGAAUAGAUUCAAUUUGGUACCUAUUUAUUACUAAACAUCUGUUCUUAAAUCUAAAACACUUAUUCAGAAUGGUGUUGUAAACAAUGUAUAAAUUAUUCUAUAGAUUUGCUUGUGUGCAAAAUAUUAAAAUGAUCAUCAAUCUCACAAUUAGACAUUUAUAAUCUGCAAUAUUAGCUAAGAUAAUUUGGGUGUAUCUGUAUAGUAUCAAUUUUAUAUAGGAAAGUAUUACAAUGAUGUAUCAAGUUUUUAAUAUCUAUCAAAAGGGAAAGAAUAAACUUGGUUUUUAAUAUA